AUGGAGGACGCCAGUUCACGACUACUGCUGAAGAAGGCAGCCAUGGCUGUGCAGUCAGAAGCAGAGCGAAGGAGUUCACGACUACUGCUGAAGAAGGCAGCCAUGGCUGUGCAGUCAGAAGCAGAGCGAAGGAGAUCACGACUACUGCUGAAGAAGGCAGCCAUGGCUGUGCAGUCAGAAGCAUAUCGAAGGAGUUCACGACUACUGCUGAAGAAGGCAGCCAUGGCUGUGCAGUCAGAAGCAGAGCGAAGGAGUUCACGACUACUGCUGAAGAAGGCAGCCACGGCUGUGCAGUCUGAAGCGCAGCGGAGGAGUUCACGACUACUGCUGAAGAAGGCAGCAAUGGCUGUGCAGUCAGAAGCAGAGCGAAGGAGUUCACGACUACUGCUGAAGAAGGCAGCCAUGGCUGUGCAGUCAGAAGCAGAGCGAAGGAGUUCACGACUACUGCUGAAGAAGGCAGCCAUGGCUGUGCAGUCAGAAGCAGAGCGAAGGAGUUCACGACUACUGCUGAAGAAGGCAGCCACGGCUGUGCAGUCUGAAGCGCAGCGGAGGAGAUCACGACUACUGCUGAAGAAGGCAGCCACGGCUGUGCAGUCUGAAGCGCAGCGGAGGAGAUCACGACUACUGCUGAAGAAGGCAGCCACGGCUGUGCAGUCAGAAGCGCAGCGAAGGAGAUCACGACUACUGCUGAAGAAGGCAGCCACGGCUGUGCAGUCUGAAGCGCAGCGGAGGAGAUCACGACUACUGCUGAAGAAGGCAGCCAUGGCUGCGCAGUCAGAAGCGCAGCGAAGACAGUGUGUUUCAAAGAAGUCUCAACAAUUAGUAGAACAGCUGAUACUUCAGGCACCCUCGAUGUAUCAGGAGAAAGCACAGCAGACAUCGGAACAGCAGCUGCAGCAGAAGUUCCAGCAAGCGAUGGUACUGCAGCUGGGUCGCCAGGCACCCUUGAUGGAUCAGGAAAAGACACUGCAGAUGUUUGAACUACAACAGUUGCAGAAGUUCCAGUAG
Bacillus rossius redtenbacheri is the source of this 1008-nucleotide messenger RNA. Its product is annotated as plectin-like. The transcript has 15 exons. The coding region runs from base 1 to 1008 and encodes 335 amino acids. The record is from RefSeq and is a predicted model, not a curated record. Lineage: Eukaryota; Metazoa; Arthropoda; Insecta; Phasmatodea; Bacillidae.